Messenger RNA from Sycon ciliatum, 2012 nucleotides. RefSeq lists its product as uncharacterized. NCBI's taxonomy places the organism in Eukaryota, Metazoa, Porifera, Calcarea, Leucosolenida, Sycettidae. The coding region runs from base 270 to 1088 and encodes 272 amino acids. The record is from RefSeq and is a predicted model, not a curated record. The transcript has 6 exons.
AUCUAGUCAUGUAGAGCGCAAAUGGAUGAAGAAACGAAGAAAUUUCCAAUAAUCGGUGGAUGCCGGUCUUUUGAGUCUUGUACAUGCAAAUAAUCAGUAAACUAGCGCCGGAGCGUGUUCCGGACCACGUCAAUCGCCUUACAGUGUUGUGAAACAGAGGCUGGCUGGUUGACAUAGUCGGUAGUCAUUGGUCUGCUGGCCUUGGCGAGAAGAUCGUAGACAUAGGCUGAUCCAGGUCCCGGGGGUGCAACGACACUGGCCUUCCGCGCAUGGCGGCCAUCAUGUCGCAACCGUCUCCAUGGAAACACAAAAACUAUCGUCAGUGGACGCCGCAUCUCACGGAGAACAUGACACCGGGGGUGGUGCGCGCCCACUGCUACUCGGAACGCAUGAUCUCCGAUAUCCAACUCAAGAAGCUGCAGGCCGUUUCCGCCGACUCGAUGGAGCACAACGAGCGCCUGUUAGACUACCUCGGCGGUGGUAACGCGGAGUCGUUUCACCUGUUCUGUGAGAUUAUCCGCGAACAUGAGUCGCGCUACGUCUUUGGUGACAUGCUUGGCCAGUUUGCCGUCAUCGACCCUUUGGCAACAAACGAGGAUCUAGUUUUGCGUCCUGGUCCCCCUACUGGUGCCAGUACGGGUGCUGAGCGCGAUGGUGGACAUGCAACGGAACCAGCGGAUCCUCGUAUGGCAAGUUCUGCGCAGUGUCACCAGCCGGUAGAUCCGCUCAUACUGGGGCCUAACGGGCUGAAGAAGCUGAGUGACCUGGAUGAUAUUGAAGGUUUGGCUGACAGCAUCCGAAGCUACCUGACGCCAGAUAUGAGAGAGUUGCUGGCCAGGCAUGCCGCAGAAUUCGUCGACGAGAAGCUUUUACGUAACUAUCGCAUUGUCCUACCGGACUACAUGGACGACAAUCAUAAGGAUAUGCGCGGCAAGGCGGAUAUCAAGAACGUACACGGCAUACUGCAUUGGCUGAGGGCACAGAAAAACUGCCCGACGCUCAACGACCUGUAUGGAAUCCUGACCACCAUAUGCAGGCAGAAUUCUCGAGACUUUUCAAGGAUCCUUGGGCACAAACACCUUCGAUAAGGCGAGCAAAUGUGAGCGAGCGAUGGAGCCCCAGAAAUCGAAUCGCCGUCAUCUGCUGAGAUUUUAGUGGAAUCGAUUUUUCGCAUUUCAUGGGGAAUAUCCUCUUCCAGAAAUGUAGCAAACAGACUUGUCAAUAACAGAUCGGAUCUGGUUGGUGCAGCUGUUGUAUCUCUACCCAUCCGUACCUCUCGCCUGCAGCACACGCUCUGCCCAUGCUUCAUGGGCUGCGGGACGUCUCUCAGGCGUGAAGCUUUUGGAGGGCUUCUGCUGCCGUUUCAGAGGAUACUCAGUGAGUGAGAUCUGGUAUACGUAAACUGAACAUGUACUCCGAUUUGAGCUUUUGAAUGAUUCUUACGUUGCAGCGUUUGGCAGUAUACGCUGUCGUCUUUUCAUUUUCUUUUGUAAAUUUUGAGUCUAUCUUGGAAUCCAUACACUUUGCUCUCCCUUUACUUAACAACUACUAAGUGUAUGCAUUUUUCUGGUGUUUGCAAAAGCACUGUACAGUCAUGCAGUUAGCGAACAGGCGGUCACCACGCGCCGCACAUCACACGCUCGCUCUAGCUGCAACCAGUUCUGUCACAAAUAGCAGAUUCAUACUACUAGUAGUAUCUCCCCUGAUCAACACCAUUGUGCGUGUAUUCUUAGCAAAUAACUAUAACUAACUUGACUGGCUACGGAUGGAUUUCCGGUUUUGCACAGGAUUCUGAGAUAGUGACCAUGCUACUGGUAAUAAUAGAUAUCACAGGAUUGCGAGUAGUAGUGGCAGGGCUAGUGACACUGGUGCAGCAGGCCGUACCAUUUCCAACUUUCAUGGAAUGACCAGUGUGCACCAUGUGAAAGUACUAAUAGUAUUAAAUAACCUAUUCUGCUCACUCUUCUCCAACGUUUUUCUCUCUUUUAGAAGCUGUUCUUCAUGUCCGAUGA